AAAGGCGCUCUUGGCUUGAUUGUGAUGGAAAGGCCGAAAGAAGUACUGCAAUGGAGUUCUCCAGAGUGUCAAGCUGUGGUGGGCUAAGAGUGCUCAACUACAAAGUCAGAUAUUGGCUAACAAGGGCCUGUGAAGCUUUGAUGGCAUCAGGAUGCAGUUUGUUCACAAGAAUGGAGCUGGAAGAGGAUCCUCCAUCCAUGAAAGAAAGGUCUAAUCCAGCAAAAGGACUGAAAAUGGAGGUGAUCUCAGCAAGCUUAGCCGUCUUGGAUACCGAAUCCUACAAGAAAAUUACACAGUCUUAUAGCAUAGGUCUGACCAGAGGCUCGGUUCCAACUAUUCUUUCUAAGGACAACUUCGCUCCUAGCGAAAGAUCAAAGGCCAGCGCCUUAAUCUUAAUAUCCACGGAAAUCGAAAGGAACCGCGCAUACGCUAGAAAGACGUAUAGGCAAGCCUUUCUUUAUGAUCAUAUGGAUCACUUUUCGCAUAGAUUGCAGUCUAACCAGCUUUCGAAUUUUAGGGGCCUUAUGCCUUCGAAAGGAAACUCCUGCAAAUCCUGGAUGGAUCAAAGUCUACCCUUUUUUGAAAGGGUUGAUCUACCGCCCUGGAAGUCUGUUCCAACAGCACCUAUAAUGUCUGAUUUGCUUAGGAGAGUCGAAGUCUUUCGACAAAAGAAAAGAAAGAAUCUUAGUAAUACGAUGUGCAGUUGGCUUUCUGUA
Messenger RNA from Striga asiatica, 716 nucleotides. The record is from the annotation of a GenBank genome assembly. Lineage: Eukaryota; Viridiplantae; Streptophyta; Magnoliopsida; Lamiales; Orobanchaceae.